This is a messenger RNA of Condylura cristata (star-nosed mole), 2164 nucleotides long. It is a transcript of the gene NTRK3, whose product is annotated as neurotrophic tyrosine kinase, receptor, type 3. Gene Ontology annotation, molecular function: ATP binding; neurotrophin receptor activity; transmembrane receptor protein tyrosine kinase activity. Gene Ontology annotation, biological process: cell surface receptor protein tyrosine kinase signaling pathway; protein phosphorylation; multicellular organism development. The record is from RefSeq and is a predicted model, not a curated record. Lineage: Eukaryota; Metazoa; Chordata; Mammalia; Eulipotyphla; Talpidae. Gene Ontology annotation, cellular component: signaling receptor complex; axon; membrane. The transcript has 11 exons. Bases 1 to 1998 code for a protein of 665 amino acids.
AUGGCGAAAGGAAUGAGGCAGUAUCAGAGCAAUGGGCCACCGCACGGCUGCGGCCGCAGGAAGCCGGGCGAGCGACGCUCUGGCCCUGGCCGGCUCGGCUUCCGCCCCUCUGUCCGAAGUCCCGGAGUCCCCCCGACCGCCAGCUCUCAGACGCCCCCGCUGCCCCUGCUGGCGACCGCGUCUCCAGGGAGCUGUGUCACGGGCAGCUCGCUGCUGCUACCUCCAGGUGACCUGGGUCUCGGCCACCUCGCCCAAGCUGAACUUCCCGGUGCUGUUGGACAGGUGCUCUGGACCGUGCAUGCUGUGGCUGUAGAGUUUGCCAUUCGGGGCGCACAGGAUGAGCGCGUGGGGCUGUUACGUACGCAGGGAGGUGGGCGGGUGCCGCGCCGAGCGGGAAGCCCCGACUCAGAAACCGCCAUCCAGUGUGGUUCAGGCGUCAGUGACCGCCAGAGCCGGAGAAGGAACACGGCCGCCGCCCGUGUCAAGGAGCCUCGCCGGAAAGGCCCUGUCCUGGCCACGGCUGUCCCCCCCAGCCUCGGGGGCCGGGGCCCAAGCUUGAGUUUGGGGGGGAGGGGCGUGGAGCCCCAGGUUGGACGAGUCACUCCGAGUCAGGCUGGGGCUCGGCUCAGCCGCCUAUUUGGAACUGAGCUUCGACCCCUGCGAGCGCUCCGGGUCCUGGUGUGUCCUCUCUCCGCCUGGACGCUGAGCCCGCUGCAGCGGCAGGACCCCGGGGAGAGGGCAGGUGGCCGCUCUGAGGACCCUGGCGCGGGGCCCCAGCUCCGUCGGACGGAGCGGCUCCCUCCUCGGGGGCCCGGGGCUGACGCGGACUCGCCCCGGGACUGUCCCGUGGCCGUCAUCAGCGGCGAGGAGGACUCGGCCAGUCCGCUGCACCACAUCAACCACGGCAUCACCACGCCCUCGUCGCUGGACGCCGGGCCGGACACCGUGGUCAUCGGCAUGACACGCAUCCCGGUCAUUGAGAACCCCCAGUACUUCCGCCAGGGACACAACUGCCACAAGCCGGACACAUAUGUGCAGCACAUUAAGAGGAGGGACAUCGUGCUGAAGCGAGAGCUGGGCGAGGGCGCCUUCGGGAAGGUCUUCCUGGCCGAGUGCUACCACCUCAGCCCCACCAAGGACAAGAUGCUCGUGGCUGUGAAGGCCCUGAAGGACCCCACCCUGGCGGCGCGGAAGGAUUUCCAGAGGGAGGCCGAGCUGCUCACCAACCUGCAGCAUGAGCACAUCGUCAAGUUCUACGGGGUGUGUGGCGACGGGGACCCCCUCAUCAUGGUGUUCGAGUACAUGAAGCACGGGGACCUGAACAAGUUCCUCAGGGCCCACGGGCCGGACGCCAUGAUCCUCGUGGACGGGCAGCCGCGCCAGGCCAAGGGCGAGCUGGGGCUGUCGCAGAUGCUGCACAUCGCCAGCCAGAUCGCCUCGGGCAUGGUGUACCUGGCCUCCCAGCACUUCGUGCACCGGGACCUGGCCACCAGGAACUGCCUGGUGGGGGCCAACCUGCUGGUGAAGAUCGGGGACUUCGGCAUGUCCAGGGACGUCUACAGCACCGACUACUACCGGGAAGAGCUGUGCCAGGAGGGCCCCUGCGGCGUGGCGUGGCAGCGGCAGCGGCUGGCAGCACCCGCAGCUUCCACAGUGGGUGGACACACCAUGCUCCCCAUCCGGUGGAUGCCCCCCGAAAGCAUCAUGUACCGGAAGUUCACGACGGAGAGUGACGUGUGGAGCUUCGGGGUGAUCCUCUGGGAGAUCUUCACCUACGGGAAGCAGCCGUGGUUCCAGCUCUCCAACACAGAGGUCAUCGAGUGCAUCACCCAAGGGCGGGUUUUGGAGCGGCCCCGGGUGUGCCCCAAGGAGGUGUACGACGUCAUGCUGGGGUGCUGGCAGAGGGAGCCCCAGCAGCGGCUGAACAUCAAGGAGAUCUACAAAAUCCUCCACGCCCUGGGGAAGGCCACCCCCAUCUACCUGGACAUCCUGGGCUAGGCCGGGCCGCGCCACGCUCAGCUGCCUCCUCUCUCCUGGCCUCACGCCCGCGCCCCACCUCGCAGCUCCUUCCUCCAUUCUCGACCGAAGCGACAUCUUCAUAUAAACUCAAGUGCCUGCUACACAUACAACACUGAAAAAAAAGAGAGAAAAAACCCUGUAAGGC